Messenger RNA from Arabis nemorensis, 2262 nucleotides. Lineage: Eukaryota; Viridiplantae; Streptophyta; Magnoliopsida; Brassicales; Brassicaceae. The record is from the annotation of a GenBank genome assembly.
AUGUCUCCGGUACCGGAAAGAGCAAAGCUUCACAUAGCGAUGGUGGUGUUUCAGACAGGCUACGCAGGGAAUCCCGUGAUCAUGAGAUUCGCUCUAAACUUGGGAGUAAGCAAACUCGUCUUCCCACUUUACCGCACCAUCAUCGCUCUCUCUGUUCUUGCUCCCUCUGCUUUCUUUCUUGAAAAAAAUGAAAGACCGGCGAUGAACACCAGUUUUCUGAUUCAAUUCUUCCUUCUUGGACUUGUCGGCAUAACACUAAAUCAAGGAUUUUACAUCUUUGGAUUGGACAAUACCUCACCAACAUUCGCAUCAGUAACUGAAAAUGUUGUUCCUGCUGUUUCGUUCCUUAUGGCUGUCUUGCUCGGAAUAGAGAAGGUGGAAUUAAAGAGGAGAGAUGGUAUAGCCAAAAUGGUGGGAACAUUUGUAUCUGUCGCAGGUUCUUUGGUUAUAACGCUUUAUAAAGGACCAACCAUUUACCAACCGAGCCUUGGUUUAAUGGACCAACCAAUAAAAUUUGAAGAAGCAGAGGAACAAAACAAGAACUGGACGUUAGGAUGUUUCUGUUUGAUGGGUCACUGCUUAUGCUGGUCAAGCUGGAUUGUGUUGCAGUCACCACUACUUAAGAAGUAUCCAGCUCGCUUCUCAUUCAUCUCCUACUCUUGCUUUUUCGCCGUACUCCAGUUCUUUGGAAUCUCUGCUUAUUUUGAAAGAGAUAUCCAGAGCUGGAAGAUAAGCUCACUAGGCGUAUUGUACGCGUUACUGUACACUGGAUUGGUAGGUUCGGCGAUGGUGUUUGCAAUACAAAUAUACGUAGUGGAGAGAGGAGGGCCACUCUUUGUAUCAGCUUAUUUGCCUCUCCAAACUCUAAUUGCUGCUCUUUUAGCCACUUUUGCUCUUGGUGAACACUUCUACCUUGGAGGAUUGAUUGGUGCAAUACUAAUCAUAUGUGGACUGUAUUUGGUUGUGAUGGGCAAGAGUUGGGAGAGGCAAACUCUUUGCCAAAACAUGAUUCUUAUGCAUCCGAAAUUGGUGAUGAAGACAACGACACUCAUAAACCAACAUCUUCUGUUAAGACAGAGACAUUACGAGGCAACGUUUUAUGAAAAAACGAAAGUUAUGAUUUUUCGAUUGAAGAACCAAACGCUCGACAAGAUCAAACCAACUCGUUCAUAUUUAUCCUCUUUAGUUUUCMGACGAGACUCUUACUCCCAUGUCGGUACAAAACCCGAUCAAGAUCGCCGGCAAAGAGGGUACGGGGAUGGUGAAGUCGAGAGGAAGAAGAAGGAACACGAUGGGUUGUUUCUACACAAGAGCAAAGGCCAACAUCUUCUUACCAACACCAGAAUCCUCGACGCCAUUGUCCGAAGCUCCGAUAUCAGACCCACGGAUACAGUCUUGGAGAUUGGACCUGGUACUGGAAAUCUCACUAUGAAGCUUUUAGAAGCUGCUCAGAAUGUUGUAGCCGUCGAGUUAGAUAAGCGUAUGGUGGAGAUUCUCCGCAAAAGAGUUUCUGACCAUGGUUUCGAAGAUAAACUCACCAUCAUUCAAAAAGAUGUUCUGAAGACUGAUUUCCCUCCGUUUGAUCUCGUGGUGGCAAAUAUUCCAUACAACAUAUCUUCCCCUCUUAUAGCAAAGCUUGUGUACGGAUCAAACACCUUCCGCACCGCAACACUCCUGCUUCAAAAGGAAUUCUCCAGGCGGCUAUUGGCAAAUCCAGGAGAUUCUGAUUUCAACAGAUUGGCGGUUAAUGUGAAGUUAGUAGCUGAUGUUAAAUUCAUAAUGGAUGUGAGUAAAAGAGAGUUUGUUCCACCACCUAAAGUCGAUUCAUCGGUGGUUAUGAUCAGACCAAAGGAGGUAAAACUAGAUGUUAAUGUUCAAGAAUGGCUAGCAUUCACUCGCACGUGUUUCGGGAAGAAGAAUAAGACGCUUGGUUCGAUGUUUAGGCAGAAGAAGAAGAUCAUGGAGUUGCUGAGUUUGUCUGCAGGGAGGAUCGGUUCCAAGGUUGGAGUAAUGAGUCAGAUGUCUCGUGAUUUUGACAGUGAUGUUGAAGAAGAUGAAUUAAUGAUGUGUUUGGAUACAGAUGCAAGUAUGUUCAAGGAAAGAGUAAUUGGAAUUCUGAGAUCAAAUGGGUUCGAAGAGAAGAGACCAUCGAAGCUUUCUCAUGAUGAGUUAUUACAUUUGCUUUCUUUGUUUAACCAAGGUGGCAUUUUUUUCCAUGAUGUUACAGUUACAUCAUUACCUCAAAUGGAUCUACACGAAUAA